This is a messenger RNA of Pectinophora gossypiella (pink bollworm), 4256 nucleotides long. It is a transcript of the gene Prp18, whose product is annotated as DNA helicase MCM9. Lineage: Eukaryota; Metazoa; Arthropoda; Insecta; Lepidoptera; Gelechiidae. The record is from RefSeq and is a predicted model, not a curated record. Gene Ontology annotation, biological process: double-strand break repair via homologous recombination; RNA splicing. Gene Ontology annotation, cellular component: spliceosomal complex; MCM complex; nucleus. Bases 204 to 4166 code for a protein of 1320 amino acids. Gene Ontology annotation, molecular function: single-stranded DNA helicase activity; single-stranded DNA binding; ATP binding. The transcript has 20 exons.
AAUUGAGUACAAGUUGUUCUGAGGUACAAGUCGAGCCAAAAUCUUUAAAAAUGUCAAAUACGAUUGACACGACACGAUUGACAUAAUUAUUAUUCCCUUGGCUGGCGCCCGUGUUUGUUUCGUGUGAAAUGGGAAAUGGUAAACAAUAAAACGUAGUUAUUUAUAUUCUUUUUAGUAAAUAAGGUUUCUAUUUUCAUAUUACAAUGGAUAUUUUAAAAGCUGAAAUUGCUAGAAAGCGCAAACUAUUAGAGGAGAAGAAUAUUUUGGACAAUAACAAGAAAUAUUUUAAGAGAGGAGAGUUGUUGGAAAAGGAAAAGGAAGAAUACCUAAAAAAAUAUGGCCCACAGAGCAAGGAACCAGAGCACAAUAAAGAAGCCGAAGAUAAAAAGGAGAAAGCAAACAAACAAGAUACAAAUGAAACAGAACAGAAAGAAAGUGUAGCAUUACCUAGAGCAGAGGUCAUAAAGAGACUGCGAGAGAGAGGACACCCCAUCCUGCUAUAUGGAGAGAGUGAAGUACAAGCCUUCAAACGGUUGAGGAGGAUAGAGAUCCAGGAACCAGAAGCUAAUAGGGGUCUCAGAAAUGAUUUCCAAGAAGCUAUGGAGAAAGUCGACCAGGCUUAUCUGAAUGAAAUAUUAGAAUUGGGCACACAGAAUGACAGCGAAAAAUCAUUGAAGGAAGAUGCAUUAGACGAUUCUAUAACAUAUGAGUUCAUCCAAGAAAUGGCCAAGACUAUGGGACAAGGAGACAGAAACCAUGACAUGAAUGUUAUCAUGACUUUAUUACAGUUUCUUCUUAAAAUGUGGGGAGCUCAACUAAACUCCGCGACAGCAGCAGAGAAGACCACAGUUAAACACAAGAUGGCACGAGCCACAUACACACAAACACAAGUGUACUUGAAGCCUUUGACAAGGAAGCUAAAGAAGAAGACCCUGCCUGAAGACAUCUGCGACAGUCUUAUGGAGAUUACCAAACAUUUGCUGGAGAGGAAUUAUAUUAUGGCGAGUGACGCGUACCUGCAGAUGGCCAUCGGAAACGCUCCCUGGCCUAUCGGAGUGACUAUGGUCGGAAUUCACGCCCGUACUGGUCGAGAGAAGAUCUUCUCAAAGAAUGUUGCCCACGUCAUGAACGAUGAGACACAGAGAAAGUACAUUCAGGCACUCAAGAGACUCAUGACGAAAUGCCAGGAAUACUUUCCCACUGACCCCUCAAGAUGUGUAGAGUAUAUCUUAAAAAGUAAAUUAAACGCCCAAAGGUUAAAAAAUUUACAAAGAAUAAAAUCGAAGAAGAAAAAAAUAUCUGAAAUGAAUUGUUGUAGUUUUCUGAAACUAUUCGAAACAUACCCAGAUAUUGGUGAUAAAGUAUUAUGCAGCCCCAUACAAAGUUUACCAGCUUGUAACAGAGACAUAAUAAAAGCACAGCAAAAUAUACUAGAACAAGAUGAACAUAAGAGUUUAUUAGCGAAAUUGGAAUACCAUUUCCUGAAGAGAAAUGUCCAUGCAAGGUUUUUUGGUUUGCCAGUCUGCCCUGAACUCCAUAGAACUAUUUUCCCUAAGAAUGUGGACUUGGGAUGUUUUCUGAAAGUAACAGGGACUGUAGUGAGAGUGACGCAGUCCAAAAUGCUGGAAUAUCAGAGAAAGUAUGUCUGUGUAAAAUGUAAAUACGAGAACUGCAUAGAGGCUGACUUUGAGAACCGGUACAUUCUGAAAGCUCCCUCCAAGUGUGGUAAUGAUGAGAGCAGAUGCAAGUCUUCUACAUUCACUCAAGUGAACUUGGUGUCCAGAGAACAUUGCAAGGAUUACCAGGAGAUUAAGAUACAGGAGCAAGUGAAUAAAUUGAAUAUUGGCACAAUCCCUGGUUCCAUGUGGGUUGUUCUGGAAGAUGAUUUGGUGGACAGCUGUAAGCCUGGUGAUGAUGUGAACAUCUGUGGCACUGUCCGACGUCGCUGGCGACCCUCUGUUCAGACCAAGAAAUCAGAAGUAGAACUAGUGUUACAAGCAAACUACCUAGAAGUGUGCAAUGCUCAGCGAUCAGAGGUCAUUGCUACUGCUCCGGACAUCAAGAACUGCUUCGAUGAGUAUUGGGAGAAGUUCCAGCAGUGUCCCCUGAAGGGACGGGACCAGAUACUGCAAGCUGUUUGUCCACAGGUAUAUGGCCUUCACCUUGUGAAACUAGCAGUUCUGCUGACAGUCAUAACAGGCUCGGAUCACGCAGCAGAGAGUGAGGCUGAGAAGAAGUGUUCACAAGAUGACAAACAUACGACACGCGUUCGCGGACAGUGUCACUUGCUCUUAGUUGGAGAUCCAGGUACAGGCAAGUCGCAGCUACUUCGCGCGGGUGUGGCGUUAAGUGCGCGCUCUGUCUUCACAUCGGGGGCGGGCAGCACACGCGCUGGAUUAACAUGUGCUGCACUCAGAGAGGAAGGCGAAUGGCAGCUGGAAGCCGGCGCCCUGGUGUUAUCGGACGGUGGCGUGUGUUGUAUCGACGAGAUAGGUCAACUGCGCGAGCACGACCGCACUGCUAUACACGAGGCCAUGGAGCAGCAGACCAUCUCCAUUGCUAAGGCAGGUAUAGUGUGUAAGUUGAACACGCGGUGCGCGGUAAUCGCCGCGUGCAACCCUAAAGGCCGCUACGAGACCGACCAGCCACUCAGCGCCAACGUGUCGCUCGGGACGCCGCUGUUAAGUAGAUUUGACUUGAUCUUUAUUCUACUGGAUUCAAAAAAUAAGACGUGGGAUAAACUCGUGUCCUCGUACAUCUUGUUUGGCGAUUCUAAUUCUACCGAAUCGAAGAAACAGUGGACCAUUGAAAAAUUACAGAUGUACAUAGGUCUAGUUGGGCCGCGCUGUACCGAGAUAACCAAGUCGGCAAACAUCAUCCUACAGUCAUACUACAUGUUGCAACGCAAGUCUGAGUACAGGGACCCUUCGCGCACUACUGUUAGGAUGUUGGACAGUCUAGUCAGGUUAUCUCAAGCACACUGCCGACUAAUGUAUCGCACAACUAUCCUGCCAAUGGAUGCUAUAAUUGCAGUCUCGCUGGUCGAUUUGUCCAUGCAGGAUUGUACUCUUAAUGACACAGUUGAUGCACUACACUCUACAUUCCAAAAGUAUCCAGACUUCGACUACCUCUGUACCGCUAAGAAAGUUCUGACUAGGCUGAAAUUAUACGAAAUAUGGCAACAAGAGUUAUUAUAUUACGGGAAAUUACUACAAGUUGAUCAUAAAACUUUAGAAGCCGAUGUUGAUAGAGGUAACACAAAUGUAUUUACAAAGUUUGAUGAUGUCUCUGAUGACAACAUUCCUUUAUCAGCAUCUCUGAUUACGAGCUCUUAUUUCAAUAAUAAAAAGAACACUAAGCAUAAUGAUGAUUUUGAUAUCAAUCAUGAUGAAAAUUUAAGGGAUGAAAACACAAAACCUGUAAAUGUGGUAGGUGAUAAGCUGGUCGCAACAUUGAAAAAACAUGCCACACUUAAUAAGGCAGAGAAGAAACCGCCAAUAGUUCAAAGAAAACAUUCAGCUAAAAGGAAAAGAAAAGAAGUCACUAUAGAGACUAGCUUUACAAAGAAACCUAAACACAAAAAAACUAGGACUAAAGAUACAAGUAAAGAAGAUAAUAUGACCGACAGUGAUGAUGAUAAUAUUGAAAAUAUUACUUCAAAUAUGCUCAAUGCCAUACCAAGUGUUAAUGACUUUUUUGCAGAAUUAGAUAUUGAUUUAAAAUAUAACAGUGGUCAAAAUGAUAUGAACAAUGAAAAUGUAUUUACUUCAACACAGAAAGUAAAAGCAUCAAAUAGUAAAGAAAAUGGUCUUAAAGAGAAUAGAACAGAAUUAAAUGAAAAUAAACAAGAUUUUAUAAAUCAUGUUAUGAAGGAAGAGCCUAAUGCAAGUAUAAAUUCUGAUGAAAGUUUAAAUAUAUCUACUGAUAGUGCAAGAUUAAAAACAAUCAGUAAAUUAAAACAGUUUCAGUUUGUACAAAAUCAUGAUUUGAGUAAAUAUGAAGAGAGAAUAGAACAAUCAAAAGCAGAGAAAGAUGCUACAAAUGUGUCAAUUUUAGAAAAUGUAAAAGAUAGUUCAAAUAAUUCAUCUAUGAAUAGAAAAUCUGUGCCAAGUUCUCAGAUAUCUAUAUUUGAAAGUUCUGAUUGUGAUAUAGACUUAGAUAUAUAAAUUGUUAUACAUAUAUUAACACUACCAGUGAAGAAGUAAAUCAUGUUUCUAUCAUUAAAAAAGAUGAUAAAUUAAACAAAUUAUGUUGUU